Molecule: messenger RNA, 892 nt
Organism: Phragmites australis (common reed)
Lineage: Eukaryota; Viridiplantae; Streptophyta; Magnoliopsida; Poales; Poaceae
Exons: 4
Coding region: 127-552 (141 amino acids)
Source: RefSeq, a predicted model, not a curated record
CUUUGCUCGUGGCUUCUUCACUGCCUCCUAGAUCUCCUACCCACACCUCAUUCCUCUCUUUUUUCCCAUCCUCGCUGAGGUUUUGAGAACCAUAGCAUCCCACAUCUUGCUUCACGACGAGUAAACAUGGAGAGAGGAAGGAGACGGCAUAUCCCGGCGUUCGGGGAGUGGAACCAGCAGUGCGAGGAGCUGCCCAUCACGCAGUACUUCGAGUCGGCGAUGCAGGCCGGCCUCGUCAGGGCCGGCCACUACUACCACGAUGCCGCCGGCGAGGUCGUGCUCUUCCGGUCAUCCGCCUCGCCACCUCCGCACAAGCCCGCCAAAAAGGUGCGGAGCACGAUGGAAAACCAGGGCCAGAUGGGGAGCAGGAGGGCGCAGGGGGCGUUCGUGGCCGACGGCGGGUCCCGCGUGCCGAGGAGGCCCAGGGUCGUUAGGGCGGUGGACGAGGACCUGUAUAAGGUCCCUCCCGACCUGCUCCGGAAGAGGGGCAAAGGGAGGAAGCACGUGAGGAGCUUGUGGAUGGGCUGCGUGGGGCUCAACUGCGUCGCGUGAAGACUGUGCAGUGGCUCCGGCCCGGGGCCAUGCCCUUUUGUCGUGUAGCCUUUCUUCCUUUUAUAAUCACCGUAUCGAAAACGAAAAGGCUAUGGCCAAUGGUGUGCCCUACUGCCACGCACGCAUACGCGUGUGUGGAUACUUUUACACUAGCACGAUCACUUUUCGGCCGCCGUGUUCUAGUUUUGUUUUACACAGGGGUAUGCAAGUCCGUAUUGCACCUUGUGGAGAACGAAACAGCUAGUACGUGAUGGCCUCCGGAUGUCACAUAUGUAUAUUACCCGGUGGAAAUGUAUGGUAGAUGAUCGGUUGCGCGAGGUGGCUAUCGUUCAUGUCUACG